GCUGGCCUCACUUCUCUUGAAUACCUUUCUCUUUCACAUAAUCGCUUCCAAGGUUCAUUUUCAUUCCAUUCCUUCGCUAACCUUUCCAAACUUGAGUCAUUUGAAUGUGAAGAUAACGGGCUAAUAGUUGAGGCCAACGACUAUCCAACCUGGGUUCCAUCCUUCCAAUUGAAGUAUUUUGCCUUAUCAGGCUUCACAUUCAAAAAUGGUGCUUUUCCAAGUUUCCUCUACUACCAGCAUGAGUUGAGAGUAGUUCAUCUCUCUAGCAACAACUUAAGGGGGGAAUUUCCCAUUUGGUUGCUACAAAACAAUACCAAAUUACAAAGCCUAAAUCUAAUGAAUAACUCCUUUAUAGGCCCUCUUGUUUUUCCUUCUCAUCCUUGUCUAAAUUUGUCUGUUUUGAUCCUUUCUAACAACAACUUCUCUGGUUCAAUCCCAACAAAUAUCGGUGUCAUAUUUCCAAAUUUGAGAACCUUAAAGCUAUCACAAAAUUGUUUUGAAGGAAAAAUUCCUCCAUCAAUCGGUAAUAUGAAAUCGUUAUGGUUUUUAGAUCUGUCCAACAAUAAUUUAUCAGGUCAAAUUCCAGAGCACUUGGUCAUGGGAUGCUAUGUGUUAUGGUUUUUUAAGUUAUCACACAAUAAUUUGUAUGGAAAAAUACUUCCUACAAUUACAAACAUAACUAGUUUAACGUCAUUAUACCUAGAUCACAAUCUCUUUGGUGGAAAUCUUUCAGAUAGCUGGUUGCAUGGUUCCCAGGAAUUAUCUGAUUUAGAUAUCAGUUAUAACAACAUUUCCGGUCCACUACCUAGAUGGUUGGGAAAUUUAUCAAGUCUUCAGUCUCUUGUUAUGCGUAAUAAUCAUCUUGAAGGAUCAAUUCCAAGUGAGUUUUGUCAACUACAUCUGCUCACAUAUUUGGAUCUCUCUGAAAACGAUAUCCAGGGCUCGGUUCCUUCUUGCUUUAGCCCACAAAAUUUGGAACAUGUGCAUCUUCAGAAAAAUAGGUUGGAAGGACCAAUGCCAAAUGCAUUCUCAAACAUCACUUCCUUGGUGACAUUGGACAUUAGCGAUAACCACUUAAAUGGUGGAAUUCCAGAAUGGAUUAGUGGGUUUUCAUCUCUAAAUGCCCUGCUUUUGAAAGGAAAUCAAUUUGUAGGUCAAAUUCCAGUUCAAUUGUGCCAAUUGAAAAAUCUCAACAUAAUGGACUUCUCUCUCAACUCUCUCUCAGGUUCGAUACCUUCUUGCUUAAAUAACAUCACAUUUGAAGGAGAAUCAAGUUCAUAUGGAAGAAACUUAGAAGUUGUGCUUACUGAAUUGGAAUAUGUUCAUAUAUAUUCAUAUAAAAGUAUGUUAAUUAGAUAUGAAAAUGUUUGGAGUGGUGAAAAGGUCACGAAGAAAGAAGAAGUGAAGUUCAGAACAAAAUUCCGGUUCGAAACUUACAAGGGUGUUGAUCUUGAUCUCAUGUCUGGAAUUGAUCUCUCUUGCAACAAAUUAGUAGGCAAUAUCCCACCUGAAAUUGGAGAUUUAAGUGAUAUUCGUGCAUUGAACCUAUCGCACAACUAUUUAAAUGGGAAAAUC
Messenger RNA from Nelumbo nucifera (sacred lotus), 1575 nucleotides. Lineage: Eukaryota; Viridiplantae; Streptophyta; Magnoliopsida; Proteales; Nelumbonaceae. The record is from RefSeq and is a predicted model, not a curated record.